Molecule: messenger RNA, 939 nt
Organism: Oreochromis niloticus (Nile tilapia)
Lineage: Eukaryota; Metazoa; Chordata; Actinopteri; Cichliformes; Cichlidae
Exons: 6
Coding region: 16-939 (307 amino acids)
Biological process (GO): response to bacterium
Source: RefSeq, a predicted model, not a curated record
GAGGAAAGACCAGAAAUGAGGAAUAUAUUUUAUUUAUAUCUGAUGCUUAGUAUUGGACGUUGCUCAGAUGAACAGAUUUUUGAGACCAAGAUUGUUCGUGUUGGAAAGGAGAUAAAACUGACAUGCCCCCGUAGGGAAGUAGGAACCUUGUUUUGGAUCAAGCUUGUUUCUGGAGACUUUCCUAAAAUCUUAGGAAGGUCAUUUACCUUCCAGAGUGGUGAUCAGCGCAUUAGAACUGCAACAGAAACUGGAGCAUUUGUUCUGUAUAUUACAAAAGCUCGGCAAAGUGAUACAGGUGUUUACUUCUGUAUGAAAACAGGAAAACAAGACUUUAAAAUUUUGAGUGGAAUAUUCCUGAAAGUUGAAGGACUAGAACCAGCUUUCUCUACAGCUCCUCCAUCUGAUCCUGUCUAUGAGAAACCUACAUUCACUCUGCAGUGUUCAGUCCUCCAUGACUACCAGAAUAAAGCAUGUCCAGCAGCUGAUACUGUGUUUUGUUUGAAUGCUAAAUCGCAAAAAUUUCACUCCACUUUAAAUUACACUCAUAUAAAUGGUGGAGCUGAAUAUGAAAAGAACUUGGAUGGACUAUCAAUAAUGAAAUGCUUCUCCAGCUACUUGCGAAACUUCAGCACCUUCGAUUCUCAGACAUAUUACUGUGCCACGGCCACAUGUGUGGAGUCAUUUUCUGAAGAUACAACAAAAGUCAACAAGAACAAUACAGUUCUCUAUCUGUUAUCUGCUACUUUGGCUAUAAGUCUGAUUGUUAUAGCCUCUCUAAUUUAUUCAAUCAAGAACCUGAAGAGGCAAUCAUAUGUGGAUUGUAAUGCUGCUGUCGGUCUGCAAACAAAUGUAAUUCCAAAUGGUGAUCAGGAAAAUCUGCAGGCCUACGAGAUGAGCAUAGAGAGCUUCCUCACAGACAACCAGCCCUAUCACGUGUAG